Messenger RNA from Heterobasidion irregulare TC 32-1, 1521 nucleotides. RefSeq lists its product as uncharacterized. Lineage: Eukaryota; Fungi; Basidiomycota; Agaricomycetes; Russulales; Bondarzewiaceae. The coding region runs from base 1 to 1521 and encodes 506 amino acids. The transcript is spliced from 7 exons. The record is from RefSeq and is a predicted model, not a curated record.
AUGAGUACUACUGGCGGAUACGUGCAACAACGACGACGACGACGACGACGACGACUGGGCGACUGGGACGGCUUGAGGGAAGAUCGCGGGAACGGCCAAGUCGACGGACACGGCGAGCGCAAGGCUACUGCCGUAUGCCACGCAGCAGCUCCUGACCCCAAGCUUGACGCUCGACGCUGGAAGCUGAAGCGCCGAAGCCGGGCCCAGCCGGGCCUCCCGAUCGAUCUCCGAAGUGUCUUUGACCGUCCUCGGCGCGUGCUCAAGCUCCUCUUUGCACGCUCGAGUCUCGAUAGUAGCCCAGAACGGCCCUCCACGGCUCCAACGUCCGUCGUCUGUCGCACACGCACACGCACACGCAUACGCACACGCACAGACACGACCACGCGCUCGCCGCUCGCGCUCACUACCGUCCCCGGCGCACCCGUACCCCAAUGUACCGAGGCAUCAUGCAUCAUAACGACCAUCCACGUUCGUCUCCAUCCGCUCGGCACACCCCACGCAGAGUACAUACGCCAGUCAUACUCUGUCAUACUCUGUCAUACUCUGUCAUACUGUGCCGUACGCCCCCCGCCCGCCCCACCCCGCCAAUCCCAAACUCCAACGAAACUGCAUCUUAUCAGAUCCGCGCCCAGCCCUCUACUAGCCCUCCCCGGAACCCCCAUAGAUCCCCGCGCGUCCGCGCCCGCAGCCGAUCGCAGCGCCCCCACCGCCCCCACCUACAGCGCCGAGGCGGAGGACGGGGCGCGCGGCGCGCGGCGCGGAGGCGGGGUCGCGCGCGUGAGGGCCCGAGGUCGACUGAGGGCCUCUGGGGACGAGGGGCGCGCAGGCGGCGGGACGGCGUCCGAGCGCGCGAUGAUCCGCAAGGUGCGCAUCCAGGUGCGCAGCGCGCGCACACCCGCACGGCGUAGACCAGCCUCUCAGCCCCCGUUCUUGCCUGUUUACUCGCUCGCUCGCCCGCCCGCCCGCCCGCCCGCAACGGAUCUUCACGGGCGCCGCGCUCGGGCUCUUCAUCGCCGCCUGUCCAAGCCCGAGACCCUCCGGGAGGGUGCGUCCCCGCGCCGCCCCCGCGCAAUGCGCCUUCGCUUCGUCCACUCGACGGCGCAGCGCCCGCAGUCCUGUGCACGCUUGGCACUGACGCCCGUCGACGUCGAUGCACGCCUGAACCUCAGUGCCCGUUCUGAGGAAAACGAGACAGCGCGACGGACAGGCGGCCUUGGCUGGACUCUGUCUGUUUGCGAACGUCGACGCACACUCGAUGGACCCAUGGCCAAGUCAGUCCAAGUCGCGAUGAUCGGAAGGGUCGGACGAUGCACGCCCGAUCCGAUCUUGGAUCCGGUCCUUGCCCCCACUUGGAUGACGUGCUCCAGCUCCGGAUCGACCACUGCGUGGUGGAAGAACAGGGAUCGCGCGGAGUCCGUGCACCGUCCGCAGCUUUUUCCGUGCCAAGAGUUCCUGCGUUCUACGCAGUACAUACGAGCGUCGAGCGCAAGCCUCGAGGUCGAUGUGCAGUCUCACCAAUAG